AUGAAGAUCUCCGCCAUUCUCUCUACCUUGAUGGUCGCCGGCCUCGUUGCCGCCGCUCCUCCUGCUGAGCGUCCUACCGACCUCCAGAAGCCUCCGGUUCCUCUUCCUACUGCUGAAUCUCCUGUCCCGCCCAAGUCGGACAACGACAACAGCAAGCGUGGAGAUGUUCCCCCGCCUAAGAAGCCUACCGAUCUGCCAGCUCCUCCCAAGGAUCCCAAGGAGAAUGACAAUGGCAAGCGCGGUGACGUGCCACCUCCACUUCCUACCGACAAGCCUCUUCCUCCUAAGGAGAAGGGAAACGAUAACGACAAGCGUGGCGAUGUCCCUCCUCCCCCUCCCACCGAUAAGCCCCUUCCUCCUAAGGAAGAUGACAAGGGCAAGCGUGACGAGGUUCCCCCUCCUCCUAAGCCCACUGAGGACAAGCCCGCUCCCCCGAAGGAGAAUGACAAUGACAAGCGCGGUGAUGUGCCGCCUCCUCCCCCGACGGACAAGCCUCUCCCUCCCAAGGAGAAGGACAAUGACAACGACAAGCGUGGAGACGUUCCCCCUCCCCCUCCCACUGACAAGCCCCUCCCGCCCAAGGAGAAGGAGAACGACAACGACAAGCGUGGAGACAUCCCUCCCCCUCCUAAGCCCACCGAGGACAAGCCCGCUCCCCCUAAGGAGAACGACAACGGAAAGCGUGGCGAUGUCCCCCCUCCUCCUCCUACGGACAAGCCUCAGCCUCCCAAGCCUGCUCAGCAGUAA
Messenger RNA from Aspergillus caelatus, 747 nucleotides. RefSeq lists its product as uncharacterized. The record is from RefSeq and is a predicted model, not a curated record. The transcript has 2 exons. The coding region runs from base 1 to 747 and encodes 248 amino acids. NCBI's taxonomy places the organism in Eukaryota, Fungi, Ascomycota, Eurotiomycetes, Eurotiales, Aspergillaceae.